Manihot esculenta (cassava) is the source of this 1071-nucleotide messenger RNA. RefSeq names its product dirigent protein 16. The record is from RefSeq and is a predicted model, not a curated record. NCBI's taxonomy places the organism in Eukaryota, Viridiplantae, Streptophyta, Magnoliopsida, Malpighiales, Euphorbiaceae. The coding region runs from base 149 to 907 and encodes 252 amino acids. The transcript has a single exon.
AAUGCAACUCUAACAACUUCACCACCUUCGAAGUCUAACACCUACUCCACCUUUUUUCUUCCUUGGUUUCUUUAUAAAGAGCAAGCUGCAUAGCCACUUGCAUACUCAUCUAAAGAUCCCCAGGGACCUCAAAUACAGAAAUCAAAGGAUGUUCAACCAACCAUCACUUUCUAUUUUCAUUGCAGUGCUGAUUGCUACUGUAAACAUGGCAACAUAUUUGGCUGCAAUUAACCCUACUCUGGUCGGCGAAGAGCCUGUUCUUGAGUUGUACAUGCAUGACAUUCUUGGGGGGAGUAACCCCACUGCUAGGCCAAUCACCGGCUUGCUGGGAAACAUUUAUAGUGGCCAAGUACCCUUUGCCAAGCCAGUAGGAUUUAUUCCCCCAGACGGUGCAGUAGCAAUCCCUAACGCCAAUGGCGCUAUUCCAACUGUUAAUGGUAUCAAUGGCAUUCCACUGGGAACUGGCUUGGCUGGUACAGCUUUUGCAGGAAAUCCCAAUGGUCAGAACCCAAAUGGUCAAGUUCAAACCCAGCUGGGACCGGACGGGUUGGGACUAGGCUUUGGAACCAUCACUGUCAUUGACGACAUCUUGACCACCAGCCCUGAACUUGGUUCACAGCAACUGGGAAAAGCUCAAGGAGUUUACAUUGCAAGUUCUGCAGAUGGGAGCACACAGAUGAUGGCAUUUACAGCGAUCUUUGAAGGAGGAGAAUUUGGGGACAGCCUCAACUUCUAUGGCAUAUACAAGAUUGGAAGUGCAAUGUCACAUUUGUCAGUGACUGGUGGAACAGGUAAGUAUAAAAAUGCUGUUGGAAUUGCAGAGUUGCGAGGACUCAUUCCACCUGGUCAGCAUGCCAUAGACGGUGCAGAAACAUUACUGAGGAUAAUUGUCCAUCUAAAACACUAAGCAUGUUGUAUAACUGGAUUAAAUGUGGGAUUGUUGUAAAAAUGAAUGUUUCUGAUUUCUCUUUGUUAAUGGUUCUGUAGUAAUGCAUCUGUAUUAGAUGCUUCCAACAGAAAUGGUGAUGGAAUACAGCAUAUGGUUGGUUGCUUUUUUUGAUUUCCACAAGG